Molecule: messenger RNA, 7148 nt
Organism: Pygocentrus nattereri (red-bellied piranha)
Lineage: Eukaryota; Metazoa; Chordata; Actinopteri; Characiformes; Serrasalmidae
Gene: col5a3a
Product: collagen, type V, alpha 3a
Exons: 67
Coding region: 170-5851 (1893 amino acids)
Molecular function (GO): extracellular matrix structural constituent
Source: RefSeq, a predicted model, not a curated record
CGGGAACACUCUUCAUCUUUCUCCUUCCUCGCUUCAUCGUCCGGGUGGGCUCAAAACCCACACUGUCCACCCUCACUCAUUCAUCCACUCUCAGGCUCCCUCGCAUGGCUGUUGGCUGCUGCCAUCUCUAGUCUCCGGGUUCAGUCAGAAGGCGAGGACUCUCGGAGAUAUGGACCGGCUCAGGGGCUGCUCUGCUGCCCGGGUGAAAAAGCUGCUGCUGCUGCUGCUCCUCAUCGCUUUGCACGCCGCCGCGACGCAAGCGGCCAAUCUGAUCAAUGUCCUGCGCUCACUGGAGCUGUCUGACCACAUGGAGGGCGUGUCUGUGGAGGUGGGGCUGUGCCCCCGCAGGAAGGACUCAGAAGGAGCAGACAUGGCAUUCAGGAUAGACAAAAAGAUUCAGCUCAGUGCUCCCACCAAGCAGCUCUUCCCAGCAGACUCUGCUUUCCCUGAAGACUUCUCCCUGAUGACCACAGUGCGGGCUAAGAAGAACACGCAGUUCUUUUUGCUGUCUAUGUACGAUGAGCAUGGUGUGCAGCAGCUGGGUCUGGAACUGGGCCGAUCUCCAGUGUUCCUCUAUGAAGACCACAAGGGUCAGCCCACCCCUGACCUCUACCCCAUCUUCAAGAAGAUCAACUUGGCAGAUGGAAAGUGGCACAGGAUAGCAUACAGUGUGACGGGCAAGUCAGUCACGCUGUAUCUGGACUGCAAGAAGGUCCAGACUGUGGAGCUGCUGCGUGGGGACAGACCUGUGGUCAGCACGGACGGGGUCACAGUGUUUGGGACACGACUGCUGGACGAGGAGGUGUUUGAGGGAGAGAUCCAGCAGCUGCUGAUUGUGGCGGACCCCCAGGCAGCAGCUGAUUACUGUCUACGUUAUAUCCCAGAUUGUGACUCCUCUCUUCCUUAUAGCACCCAGAACUACGAUCCUGAGGAGACCACACCCCUUAAGGUUGAGGACACGAUGCAAGGUGACGAACCAGAGGCGCCAAAGAAACGCUCAAAAAAAGACAGGAAGGGCAAAAAGAACAAAAAGAAGAGGAACCGAGGGAAGAAAGGGGAAAAGAAGGAGUCCCGGAAGAAGAGAAAAGAGGUGGAGACUUUGGAGGAAGGCUUUCUCGAGGUGUCCACCAAUCUGCCUGAGUAUUUGAUUCGAGGGGUCACCCACGUAGCUUCAUCACCUGCAACAGAAUGGCCGACUGCAGCUGUGGAAACUCCGGCUAUCACCAUUAACCAGAUGGACUUAAUCCCUGAGAUGCCUACUCAUGAGCCAGACUCCAUAAUGACCCUUCCCACUUCGUUGUCUGACAACCCUGAGGACCCCACUGUAGCACUAACUGCAUUGCCCCAGUCUCCACAGACUGAGGUGGAGGAGGAAAGGCCUGUGAAUAAGCCAGAGGUGGAGGAGUAUGCCAAGAAUGUCUACAGCAACACGUAUGAUGACCUGUCCGUCUCCACGGUAACGGUUGCCACUAAUAUCAGCGAAUAUGAGCUCAUCGAAUAUGAUGACUUCAAGAAUGGUACUGAGAGUUCAGAGCUGGAGUAUGAAGAGUAUGAGGUUGAUGAGGAUCGUUAUGGACCAGCCAAGAGAGAGAGGGCAAGGACCUGGAACGGGCAGGAAAAUCAUGGCUUUGAGAAAGGCGAGAAGGGAGAGCCAGCCGUCAUUGAACCAGGCACAGUGUUUGAGGGACCUCCUGGGCCUCCAGGACCAGCGGGUCUUCCGGGCCUUCUUGGAGUAGCAGGCCCACUAGGUCCCAUGGGAGACCCAGGUGAUGUGGGACCUGAGGGGCGGCCAGGCCUUGCAGGUGCUGAUGGGAUACCAGGACCUCCAGGCACGCUGCUGAUGUUACCAUUUCAGUAUGGUGGUGAUUCUCAGAAGGGCCCUGUGGUGUCGGCUCAAGAAGCCCAGGCUCAAGCCAUCUUACAGCAAGCCAAACUCUCCCUGAAGGGACCCCCAGGACCUUUAGGCCUCACAGGCAGACCGGGACCAUUGGGUCUGCCGGGUCCUAGUGGUCUUAAAGGAGACGCAGGUGAUUCUGGACCUCAGGGUCCACGUGGGUUGCCAGGCCCUCCAGGUCUAAUUGGGAAACCAGGCAAAAGGGGUCGUUCAGGGACAGAUGGAGGUCGAGGAGCUCCAGGAGAGACAGGCGCAAAGGGUGACAGAGGCUUUGAUGGACUACCAGGGCUUCCAGGGAACAAAGGACACAGAGGGGAUAGAGGAAAACCAGGCCCGCUGGGACCCGUUGGAGAGCCUGGUGAGAAGGGUGCAGAUGGACCUGUUGGACCAAGAGGGCAACCAGGUGAACCUGGGCCCAGGGGACUUGUGGGGCCGAGAGGACCAGCCGGACCACCCGGACAGCCUGGCGUUCAAGGUGUGGAUGGAGUUCAAGGAUUAAAAGGCAACCAGGGACCACCAGGCGAAGCUGGUCCUCCAGGACAACAAGGAAAUCCAGGCUUACAGGGAUUCCCAGGUCCACAGGGUCCUAUCGGCCUGCCUGGAGAAAAGGGUCCUCAGGGGAAGAGUGGAAUGCAGGGGCUUCCUGGGAUAGAUGGUCCUCCAGGUCAUCCAGGAAGAGAGGGGCCCUCAGGAGAGAAGGGGCUCCAGGGAUUAGUUGGAGCACAGGGACCAAUUGGAUACCCAGGACCCCGCGGAGUGAAGGGCGCUGAUGGGGUGAGAGGUUUGAAAGGAAGCAAAGGAGAAAAGGGCGAAGACGGCUUCCCGGGGGCCAAAGGUGAUAUGGGAACUGAUGGAGACAGAGGUGACAUUGGGCCUGCUGGACCCCGCGGUGAGGACGGACCAGAGGGGCCGAAAGGUCAGUCAGGACCUCUUGGAGAGGCUGGACCUCUAGGGAUUGCUGGAGAAAAGGGCAAACUUGGUGUUCCAGGAUUACCUGGAUAUCCGGGAAGACAAGGCUCUAAGGGAUCGGUUGGCUUUCCCGGAGUGGCAGGAGCGAACGGAGAGAAAGGGAAGAGGGGUUCCGCUGGUCAGUCUGGAGAAGCAGGUGAAAGGGGAUCAAAUGGGGCACGUGGAGGCAGAGGUGCCAGAGGAGCUACAGGAGCACCUGGGGCCAAGGGCUCCGCCGGCCACGACGGCCCACCGGGUCCCAUGGGGGACAGGGGCCCUCAAGGACUGCAGGGACAGAAUGGAGAGCCAGGACACAAGGGACCAAAUGGCCCACCAGGAAAGGAUGGAUUGCCAGGUCAUCCAGGCCAGCGAGGGGAGCCAGGGUUCCAAGGAAAGACAGGUCCACCAGGACCUGCUGGAGUGGUCGGACCACAGGGCAAAACUGGGGAAACUGGACCAACAGGUGACAGAGGCCACCCUGGGUCACCAGGACCUCCCGGCGAGCAAGGUCUUCCUGGAACUGCAGGGAAAGAAGGUGCCAAGGGUGAUCCAGGCCCUGCGGGGAUUCCCGGCAAGAGCGGCCCUGCUGGGCGCCACGGAUUCAGAGGAGACCGAGGCAUUCCUGGCGCCAUGGGUGCUGCUGGUCUGAAAGGUGAAGAAGGACCUCCGGGAGCUGCAGGAGCAAUUGGAGCCACUGGAGAGAGAGGGCCUUCUGGACCGGCUGGUGGGAUUGGUCAGCAUGGUCGUGCAGGAGCAGUAGGCCCUGCUGGACCAGCUGGGGAGAAGGGCGAACCGGGAGAAAAAGGUCCGAUAGGCCCUGCUGGGAAAGACGGGGAGCAAGGGCUCGUGGGUUUACCUGGGGCUGCUGGACCACCUGGUCCACCUGGAGAGGAUGGUGAUAAGGGGGAGACAGGAGGUCCGGGACAGAAAGGUAGCAAAGGAGACAAGGGUGAUCCGGGACCUCCAGGACCAACAGGACCCCAAGGACCUAUUGGGCAUCCUGGCUUACCAGGAGCGGAUGGUGAGCCAGGGCCACGGGGCCAGCAGGGAAUGUAUGGACAGAAGGGUGAUGAAGGACUUCGAGGAUUUGUGGGGGCCACAGGGCCAACAGGCCUUCAGGGUAUGCCAGGACCCCCGGGAGAGAAGGGAGAGAGCGGACAUGUUGGACCACUGGGACCUCCUGGACAGCCUGGUCCUCGUGGCCCCCAAGGACCUAUCGGCGGAGAGGGUGCUCAGGGAUUAGCUGGUGGAGUUGGUCAGCCUGGUGUAGUAGGAGAAAAGGGUGAAGAUGGAGAAGCAGGAAAUCCAGGAAACGUGGGUGAAUCUGGAUCCCCUGGGGAUAAAGGAGAUGUGGGGGAAAAGGGGGACACUGGACCCCCAGGGGCUUCUGGACCCCCAGGAAUUCGAGGCCAACCAGGAGAGGACGGGUCAAAAGGACACCCAGGCCCCAUUGGAUUCCCUGGGGACUCAGGACCCCCUGGAGAGCCCGGUGCAAAUGGUAUUGAUGGUGGACCAGGACCAAAGGGAGAUAGUGGAGAGGCUGGGAAAGCUGGACCACCAGGGGCAUCUGGGGAACCUGGUCCUCCAGGGCCACCAGGAAGGAGGGGCCAUGUGGGUCCUACAGGAAAGGAAGGGAAACAGGGAAAGAAGGGGUCAAAGGGUGGCCCAGGAGGAGAAGGUCUUCCUGGAAAGACAGGACCCGUGGGACCCCAAGGACAUCCUGGAAAUCCUGGUCCAGAGGGUCUUCGUGGCAUCCCAGGCCCUGCAGGAGAACAGGGCUUAAAUGGACCUCCCGGACAGACUGGACCGCCUGGGCCAAUGGGACCUGCUGGGCUGCCAGGACUGAAGGGGGAUUCGGGUCAAAAAGGAGAGAAGGGUCAUGUAGGACUGAUCGGACUCAUUGGCCCACCGGGAGACAUCGGGGAGAAGGGAGACAGAGGUUUGCCUGGAAAUCAAGGGAUACCUGGUCCCAAAGGCGACAUAGGUGUUGGUGGGGUUCCUGGUCCUACUGGCCCCCCUGGACCUCCUGGACUGUCAGGUGCAGUGGGUGAGAAGGGAUCUAAGGGAGACCAGGGAGCGGUCGGCCUCAGAGGAGAUACAGGACCUAUGGGCAUACCCGGACCUCCUGGCCCACCAGCCACCAUGAUCGAGCCUCUGCCCAUCCGGGAGGGCCGCAGGAAACGCAGGAGGAACUCGGACCGGGCGAGAGGGGGAGCCAGGGCAGCAGCAGCAGAGGAGGAGCAGGAAGAGGAAAUGCAGCUGAACAUGGAGGACUACCUACAGGCGGACGCACCACUGGAGGACGCUGAGGGAAUGGAGGAGGUGUUCGCCUCCCUCAACUCCAUGAAGAUGGAGGUGGAGCUGAUGAGGAAGCCACUAGGCACUUUCGAGAGCCCUGCACGCACCUGCAAAGAGCUGAUGAUGAGUCAACCUGAAUAUAAAGAUGGUGAAUACUGGAUCGAUCCGAACCAGGGCUGCCACAAAGACUCUAUCAAAGUGUUCUGCAACUUCACCGCAGAGGGGGAGACCUGCCUGCACCCUGAUAAACGAAUCGAAACGGUGAAGCUAGCAGCCUGGAACAAAGAGAAGCCGGGCGAUUGGUACAGCCACUACAGGAGGGGCAAACAGUUCUCCUACAUCGAUGCUGAUGGCCUCCCAGUUCCAGUGGUGCAGCUGACCUUCCUGAAGCUUCUGAGUGCCACAGGCAGGCAGACGUUCACCUACACCUGCCAGAACUCAGCCGGUUGGUACAGCUCAGAAAGCCGCAGUUACCAGCACGCCCUACGCUUCCGCGCCAGCAACGAUGAGGAAAUGACGCACGCCAAAACACCCUUCAUCAUGCCGCUGUAUGACGGCUGCCAGACGCGCAAGGGCCAGGAGAGGACAGUGCUGGAGAUCAACUCGCCGAGAUCAGAGCUGCUCCCUGUCAUAGACGUUUCCGCAUCGGACUUUGGGAGUAACAACCAGAAGUUUGGCUUUCAGCUCGGACCCGUUUGUUUCAACGGCUAGCUUUGCGGAUUAAGAGUCAAGACUGUGCCUCGCCGAUAUUUAUAUAUGUAAAGUGUAUGCUGUGGACUUGGGGCAUGUAUUUUUUUAUUUUGUAAAGUGACUCUGCAGCGUCCACUAGGACAUGCCACGUUUAGUGGUCCUAGAAAGAAACCAUCCAGGAAGCCCUCCUGGGAGAACCAAGCACAUUUAUCAAAGGGAAGUCGUCCGUGUAGACGUUUAAUUUGAUUCCUUUUUCUCCUCUGCUCACCUAUGGUGUGAAUUAUGUGACAUGACUGGCUAGAAUUAAUAGGCCCUCUACACUUGAAACUGACAUUGAAAGGCAGACGCAUCAUCUUCCAUUCGGGGCCUGCCCGUCAUCCGUGUUGCAGACACCACUUAGCCCAAGGUGCAGCGGCGGACUUUAUUGUCUGUGGGGUGGAUUGCUUGUUGUUUGUUUUAUGUGCUAGUAAUGUGAUUUUAAAUUAAUUCACCACUUGAGGCAUCACCUUCAGCGUCGAAGAGUAAAUAUUCCGUUUUUUUUUUUUUUCCUUCUCCCUUGCCUCGACUGCAGCGCCGCACCAGAGUUAUACCUCAAAACAGUUUUGACAAGGAAAUGCUGCCCGGAUCUGGUUAAUUGUUCUCGUAGAUGCUUUCUGUCACACGUCAGCCUUGCAGUGUUACUCAUCUUUAAUCAGCACGUCCUCAUAAAUGAAUGAUGUCAAACGCUGCCUACGCUUCUCGCCAAGCAGAGCAGGUUUGUGCACAGGACGAGUCACGACCAAAACGAAGAACAGAGGCUCAUUAAUGUGUAAAGUGGCCUCAUCACUUAGGUUGUUUGUCAUUUUUUUAACAGGCUGAGUCAUGUUACCCUUUCAUGGGUCCAUAUUUCCCUGGUUUUGUUUUGCUACACAAUAUACGCAUGUAUCUAGUGUUGUGAUUAGACUGCUGCACUUUGACAUUGCAAUACAUCUUGCAGUGGAGACCGCUGGAGUUUUUAAAUCACAUAAGCUGCGAUUUUCCAUCUGUCCUUUGUCCUAAAUUUACCCUUAUAACACAGAUGUUACUUGUUGACUGGCAGUUUGGCGCGCUACAUUCAGUGUUAAAGUCUGUUUGUGCUGCUCUUCAUGGUGAUAAAAAAGGCCUGAUUUGAAAGUUGAUUCAUGGAAAAUCACUUCUUAACCUGUCUUCUUAACCUAAAGGCCUUAGUUUUAAAAAAAAUGAUAUAUAGCUGUUGUCAGAAGAAAACCUUGUAUCUCCAAAAUGGUAACUUUACAGAAAAAGGAAAAAACCUACUUUGCUUUUAAUGCAAGAGAAUGGA